UUAAGGCUGCGUAGUUGUUGGGCGUGUACGUGCGACAAUGCCUCGCGCAUAGCUACUCGAGCUAUUUUUAGGGUGUGUUGCCUUGCGCUGCGUGUGUAGAAAUGUGUAAAGGGUCUCGUACUCAACCAGCCGAUCGUCGUAGCAAAGUCUCCAUGUCGGCGCCAUACGCGUAUAGCGGCAUUUUCCUUUCGCAUCUUUUCCCCUUUACGUGUGCUUGUCCACGACUGCAUAAAAGUUGUCUGUUGUUGCAGUCGGAGUUUUCUUGUUGCGUGCUUUUGAAGACAACUUUCCGGCCUGUCCUUAUCCACGGAAAAAAACCGGGGUGAAAAUAUUGAUUUCUAAGAAAAAAAGUGUUCUGAUUAUAUUCCUUCUCCCACCCGGUUAGCUUGGAUCAUAGUACAAGUGUAGCGUAAGCAUCGUUUGCUAUCGGAUAAGUGGGUACUUGACCAGAAAUGACACUUGCGUGCGCAACUGUAGAGUAUUGCACACCGGCUGACUCAUACCAGCACAUAGACUUUUGUUGUCAUCCAUAGUUCUCACCUUAGUUGAAGUUGGGCAUUCCAAUAUCCCACACCUUCCCGUACAACUUCAGGAUGUGAAGUUUGUUCACAUUCAGUGCGACAGUGUCCUUUGAGCUGUCGUGCACCGAGGAAGGGCACCAGUGUUACUAUGAAGUCAUCAUGUGUGAUUUCUGAAAAGGUGCAGCCCCAUUAACAGCGUUUGAACUUACUCAGAUGAAGACAAAACAUUCAUUAUCAUCAGCAACAAGGAGUUUGCAGUGAGCUUGUGUUGGUUUGAACCAGACCAGGAUGUAUUAUGCUAACGUGGAAUAAAUGGUUCUAUGAUCUUUGGGAGUGUUGCAAGCUGGAAACAGCCUUGUGUUUAUUCGCAGCUAAAAAGCAGAGCGGAAAUGAAUUUAUUGCUAUUGCUGAAGUGCAUCAUGUGAGUGUGAUUCUGACAUUGGCGGAAGAUGUCAUUUUGAUUAUCGUCAAAACCACCACAAUUUUCAGUUACAACCUUACAGACAUGCCCCGACGCAGUGACAGUCGAGUAAACAGACGGGGUCGGUCCAACAGCUCCUCUCCAACUGGCCAAAGACCACCAAAAACUCGGUGGAAGGCAGGGGCUGCGGAUGCUGAUGCUCAAGAAGGGGCCUCCGCCUUAAAAGAUCACGAAGAACCUUUAUCUCCCGUUCCUGGCAGUCCAUCAGGAGAGAGUGAGGCACCAAAAAAACAGUCCUCGGCAAAACAGCAGAGCAGGGAUCCAGACAAACGAGGCAUUGGCGUCACGACAACAACACGUGGGGGAAGGACGAUACGACAGCCGAAGCGCACCACCAGCCCCUCCUUCGAUGCAAAACCUGACCCUACUGCUGGACAGUCAAAGCCAAAGGUACCUACUCUGUCCCCACUGCAGCAGCAACAGCUGCAGCAGGAACAUUUUCAUCAGCAGCAUGUGCAGCAAGAACGUGUGCAACAGCAAAUGCAGCAGGAGCAACAAGCGCAGCAUUUUAGGCAUUUGCAGCAGCAGCAGCAGCAACAGCAGCAGAUGAGCCCUUCAGAAAAGGCUGAACACUUUUCCCAGGAUGUGCCACAGCCACUUUCUCAGAUUCAUAUACAGCAUCAGCUUCAGCAGCAGCAUCACCAACAACAACAACACCAGCUGCAGCUGUUGCAUCAACAGCAGCUACUGCAACAGCAACAACAGUAUGUGCAACAUCAGCAGCACCUGCAUGCAGAACAGCUGCAUGCCCAGCAGCAGCAGCAGAUGCACAAACAGCAGCAGCAACAGCACAUGCAGGCCAUUGCUAGUAGCAUGCCCCUGCUACAUCAGAUGUCAAGACCACCUGUUCUAAACUCACCCCCUGCAGCAUCUGCCAGCGAACUUGCCAAACCCUCUCCCAUGCCUCCCACAAGGCUAACACCAGAAAGCAACACAGAAGGUCCGCCCAUCGAGCCCUCUAGACGUGCCAUCGCAAAACCGCCCAAAAAACGGAAAGCGUCUGACAUGGGAGGUAUUGGCCCAACUCUUUCCCCAACAUUUCCGAUUCACCCGCCUGUGAAGCAGGUUGGCGUAGAUCUCAAGCAGUGGAAGAACCACAGAGUCCUUGCCCGCCGAAAUCGUGUUUUUCAGCCUGGUAUCAUCAAAGGAAACAAGAAUAACCAGCAUCUGAGCAUUGAGUUUGAUGACGAAAGCUUGAUCAGUUAUGACAAUGUCUUUGACUCUCCCACUUGUGAAAUCAUCAGCGACAACAGUCCAAUGCCGACGAUGAUCAGGACUGGGCUUGCUGUUUGUGCUCGCAUUGACACUGAUAACUACCACUUUUAUGAGGGCACAGUAAUGGAGAAGAGAAUGCUGCAGGGGGUGGCAACCUACAGAGUGAAGCUGAAUACGAUGCUGUACACAAACGUUAGUGAUGAACACUGGGUCUCGCGGGUGAACAUUCGCCUCCUACAGCCACCAUGGUUUGAAGACUUGGAAGAGCAAGCAGAGAGUGAGCCAACACAACAGCCGCUUCUUCCAAUCAUGAACCCACCCAUGGGGUACCCUAUGGAGCGCCCUGUCUCAUCAAAUGCUGGAUCAUUUGACCAUAUAGAGUCCUCAGAGGAUGAGAUGCUAGCUGUUGGCAAUGCAAGCUUUGAUUCUUCGGGUAUGAGCACACCAAGAUCUGGCAGUGCCACCCCAGGAUCAGGGUCAAGGUCACAAAACGAUCAUGAUCGAUCCAAACAGCCUUUGAAGAAAAGGGACACAAGUAGGAGUAGGAGUGCUCAGUCGACAGAAAGCAGCCGGUCGAGUACACCACGUCCCCCACUAUGAACAUGAGGUACAAGAAAGGAGAUGUUGUUUCA
Messenger RNA from Pomacea canaliculata, 2849 nucleotides. Its product is annotated as ataxin-2 homolog. The record is from RefSeq and is a predicted model, not a curated record. NCBI's taxonomy places the organism in Eukaryota, Metazoa, Mollusca, Gastropoda, Architaenioglossa, Ampullariidae. The transcript has 2 exons. The coding region runs from base 817 to 2817 and encodes 666 amino acids.